GAUAGUAACAAACUUUCCGGGCUUGGAUCAGUUGUAAAUAGACGGUUGAGUGAAACAGUUUAGAAAAUCCGGGAUCCAUAUAAAUUAAAAUAAAGAAAUAAUGAAAGAACAAAAUAGACGCAAUAGUAUAGAAAAUCCAAAUGCAAAUGAAAAUAGUGUUGUUAAUAUUAAAAAAAGAGAAAAAGGAAUAAUAAAGGAUUAUGAAGAAAAUGAACCUCUUACCAAAACUGAGACAAAUAGUGUUGAACAUAAGAAAAGUUUCAUAAGUUCAAUUGGAAACGUAUUUAGAUUUAUUACAGUAGAACCGUCUAUGGUACUGUUUAUUCUAGCUUGCAUGUUCUCAAUGCAGACUACUCAGAAUAUUAAUCUAGACAAAGCAUGCAGAGUGAAUCUGAACUUCACAGAUGAGAUCUGUUCUGGAUUGAGAAACCAAAACAUGCACGCUCAAAAUAUUUACGAGAAAGAAACUCAAAAAUUAGUAUCUUCAUAUGUGGCAAUGAAGACGUAUUUAACAGCGACAAUUCCCUCCCUAUUAGCCCUUUUUGUGGGUUCAUGGUCAGAUAUGACAGGAUAUCGAAAAAUUUUUAUAAUAAUACCAAUUUUAGGACAAUUGUUGGCUUGUGUGAACAGUACAAUAUAUGUUAUUUUCUUCAACGAGUAUUCAUUAGAAGUUUUUAUGUUGAUAGAAGCAAUUAUUGAAAGUAUCACUGGUAAUUGGUGCAUUGUAUUUCUAACUAUCUUCUGUUAUAUAAGCGCUAUCACGACGGUUGAAAAUCGGACCUUUAGAAUGGGAUUAGUGAAUUUUUGUGUGACUGUGAGUUUUCCGAUCGGAACUGGUUUAAGUGGUAUACUACUAAAAACCAUAGGGUAUUAUGGAUGUUAUAGUAUUAGUGGAGGUUUACAUUUGUUAAACUUAUUGUACAAUAUAUUUUUAUUGAAAGAUCCAGAAAGGACUGCCGAACAUAUGAAGCAUGAUCGUCGCGGCUUCCGCUACUUCUUGCGAACGUUCUUCGAUUUAUCCAGCAUUAAGGAAACCAUGAGAGUGGUGUUCCAAAAUGGACCGAACAAAAGGAGGAUUCGUGUGUGUGCUCUGCUGAUUGUCGUCAGUAUUCUAUUUGGACCCAUGUUUGGUGAAAUAUCAAUAAUGUACAUGUCAACGAGAUAUCGGUUCAGCUGGGACGAAGUAAAAUUUAGUAUUUUUCAAACGUACAACUUUGUUACACACACAAUUGGUACACUAUUCUCAAUAACUGUGUUCAGUAAACAGCUCAAAUGGCACGACUCUAUACUGGGCAUCAUAUCAACUGUCAGCAAAAUCGCUGGGUCCUUCGUUUAUUGUUUCGCUCCUAAUGAGAAAAUCUUUUAUAUAGCACCUCUUGUGGAAAUACUCAAUGGAACAUCAUUAUUGGCUUUGAGAUCAAUCAUUUCGAAGACUGUAGCCCCCAAUGAAUUAGGAAAAGUGAAUUCUGUAUUUGGUUUGACGGAAAAUAUAAUGCCUCUAGUUUAUGUUCCUUUAUACACAAAAGUCUAUACUGCCACCAUGGAGGUUCUACCAGGAGCAGUGUUCCUCAUGAGUGCCGCCUUAACAUUGCCAGCUGUUUGCGUCUUCUCAUGGCUCCUCUACGAGCAUAGGAAAGGUGUUAGAAAAUCAAAAAAAGAAACAGAAUAUACCCCAGUAUCCGUACUUCAAAAACUAUAGAAAAUUAAAACUAGUCAGAAAUCACAACUAUAUGUUAUUAUAUAAUUUCUGAGAGCUAAUUAAGGAAUGCAGUUGCAAUGGUCUAUUAUUUUGAACAUAGUGAAAACUGUAAUUAAAUUAGAUAGUUUAAUUAGAUUUAGUACAACAAAUUAAGUUAAAACAAGAAAAAAUAAAAUAUAUAUGUACAAACUGUCUCCAAAUCUUUGAGAAAGAAUGUUUUUUCUAUGGACGUAUAUAUGUAAUUGGUCUGCAGUAAUGGAAAGUAAAAUUUAUCAGAACUGAGGAUGUACUAAAAAUAAAUGAUACGUAAAUAAUAUGUAUAUAAAGGUACAUGUGAAUAAACACAAUACUAUAAAUAAAUACUAAAGAAUAUGACUCGCUGAAAGCAGUUUAAGGAAGUUUUAUUGUGAAUAAAGUGUAUUAUUAUUUAGUGAUAUUU
Achroia grisella is the source of this 2138-nucleotide messenger RNA. Its product is annotated as lysosomal proton-coupled steroid conjugate and bile acid symporter SLC46A3-like. The coding region runs from base 101 to 1699 and encodes 532 amino acids. Gene Ontology annotation, molecular function: transmembrane transporter activity. The transcript is spliced from 7 exons. Lineage: Eukaryota; Metazoa; Arthropoda; Insecta; Lepidoptera; Pyralidae. Gene Ontology annotation, cellular component: membrane. The record is from RefSeq and is a predicted model, not a curated record. Gene Ontology annotation, biological process: transmembrane transport.